AUGGAGCCGGACUCUCGGGUUAUAUGCAAGUGUCCUGCUUGUUUGUUGCGAGGCCCUGGUGGCAAGCAUGUUGCCAGAUCGACCCGGUACUCACACCUCCAGCAGCAACUGAUUCACGAUGCAAGACCCUCUAUUGGACCCUCCACAUUGAACAAGACAUCAAACAAUGACAGCUCGGAGCAUCGAGACAAGAGAAGGAAGACCGCUGGCGCCUUCAAUAUGCAUGCAGAGUCUCCGAGAGGACAAGCAAAUUCGGCUAUUGAGGAUCUACUUUUACAGGAAGAUUCAGACCCGCGUGACCAUUCUGUCGAGCCACAGCCUCCCGCUUGCAGCCCAUCUCCGCCAGGGCCACACCUGCACUAUUCACAGACCCCAGAAAUUGAAUUACCUAAUUUGCAGCUUCAAGCGAUCCUUGCUGCCGCUUCCGCCGGCCAUCCACUCCCACUGCUCAGGAACUCGCUCACUUUCAUUCGAUCUCUCCAGAAUGCCACCCUAGAUAAUAACAGCCUCCUGCCAUUGGUUCUCCAGCGUCUCUGUACCCCUUUGCAACAUUGCGCUGAUAUGACAGACCCUAAUUUACGAUGCUUGAUCAAAAUGUUCCUCGGCUCAUUGACUGCUUCUGAGGAGGUUUACACCAUUAUGCGAGAUGCUUGUAUGGAACAAAAUCCGAACAACCAGAUUCUCACUGGAUCAGGUCAAACGGAAGGUGGCAGAACUUAG
Molecule: messenger RNA, 720 nt
Organism: Heterobasidion irregulare TC 32-1
Lineage: Eukaryota; Fungi; Basidiomycota; Agaricomycetes; Russulales; Bondarzewiaceae
Exons: 3
Coding region: 1-720 (239 amino acids)
Source: RefSeq, a predicted model, not a curated record